Psammomys obesus (fat sand rat) is the source of this 885-nucleotide messenger RNA. RefSeq names its product microfibril associated protein 5 (gene Mfap5). Gene Ontology annotation, cellular component: microfibril. The record is from RefSeq and is a predicted model, not a curated record. Bases 204 to 704 code for a protein of 166 amino acids. Gene Ontology annotation, biological process: embryonic eye morphogenesis. The transcript is spliced from 11 exons. NCBI's taxonomy places the organism in Eukaryota, Metazoa, Chordata, Mammalia, Rodentia, Muridae.
CUGGAGGUCACAGCUGCCGAAGUUCAGGGGGAUGCCCCUAGCUUCAUCAGAUUUUGAAUAGGCCAAAUCUGAAGUCUUUCCAAGGGUGUGGCUGCGUUCAUCUUAUUUCCCCAGCCCAAGUGGAACAGCGGAGAAUCGUGAGAAGGACAGACACAUUCAGCAGCCAGAGGACACGGUGGACAGAGCAGGACACUGUGGACAAUAUGCUGUUCUUUGGGCCCAAGUUGCUGCUGUUUGUCAUGGCACUCAGCAUCCCCUCGGACUGGCUACUCCUAGGGGUCAAUGGUCAACGAGGAGAUGAUGUAACUGAAGCAUUCACAGAAGAUCCUAACCUGGUGAAUGACCCUUCUACAGAUGACACAGUUCUGGCUGAUAUCACACCUUCCACAGAUGACUUGGCCUCAGCUGGUGACAAAAAUACUACUGCAGAGUGCCGGGAUGAGAAAUUUGCUUGCACCAGACUGUACUCUGUCCAUCGGCCAGUCAAACAGUGUGUCCAUCAGGUCUGCUUCACCAGUUUACGACGCAUGUACAUCGUCAAUAAUGAGAUCUGCUCCCGGCUUGUCUGUAAAGAACACGAAGCUAUGAAAGAUGAGCUUUGCCGGCAGAUGGCGGGCCUGCCUCCGAGGCGGCUCCGUCGCUCCAAUUACUUCCGACUUCCUCCCUGUGAAAAUAUGAAUUUGCAGAGACCCAGUGGUCUGUGAUCAUCAAGGAAGAAACAAGAACGAGAGGAGUCAGAAAUUCCUUCUCCUCCAACCACCAUCACCUGUCCUACAGACAUGUGUUUUUUAAACUAAGCCCUUUGCAAUGCCCCGGCUUUGACCCUACUCUCUAAUUUUCACCGGACCUGGUAACAUGUGUCUCGUUUUAUAGUACUCACAAUAC